Musa acuminata subsp. malaccensis (wild Malaysian banana) is the source of this 3318-nucleotide messenger RNA. RefSeq names its product 1,4-alpha-glucan-branching enzyme 2-2, chloroplastic/amyloplastic. NCBI's taxonomy places the organism in Eukaryota, Viridiplantae, Streptophyta, Magnoliopsida, Zingiberales, Musaceae. The record is from RefSeq and is a predicted model, not a curated record. Gene Ontology annotation, molecular function: hydrolase activity, hydrolyzing O-glycosyl compounds; 1,4-alpha-glucan branching enzyme activity; cation binding. Gene Ontology annotation, biological process: starch metabolic process; glycogen biosynthetic process. Gene Ontology annotation, cellular component: cytoplasm.
CACUAUUUGCCCUCCUAUAAUCCGCUGGACCCCAACUCCUAUCCCCGCCCCAUGCAUCGCUCAUCACAGGUACCAGCAAACCAUUCCCGUGAAGCCUCAUCAACUAAAAGCGGAGCCCUCCGUUGCCCCGCUCCGCAUCGUGAUCCGUCACGCCUCUCUCUCUCUCUCUCGACUCUCCGACGCCCACUGGUAUCUUCCUCGUCUAUCCUUCCGCUGCUCAUUCCUCCUACCCGGUCUUCGAGGUCCGAUCGAUUUGAUACCCACAACCUUAUCUUCGGUAAACCCUGGUAGAGGGGUAUUGCGCGAUGGCCUUCGCACUGGCGGGGAUUCGCUUCCCCACCGCGCGGACCGCGCGGCCGUCGUCGCGAUCCGGUCUCGAAGGCAAGCGGAGGACCGGCGCCAGCUUCUCUCUUCUUUCGAGGAAGAAGCGGUUCGCUGGGAUAAUACUCACAGGGAGUUCUUGUGAUACUGACCCUACAUCUACAACUGUUGCUGCAUCUGAUGGAGUGCUAGUUCCCGGUGCCGAAAGUGAUGAUUUGUCAUCCUCUACUGACAUGAUUUCAGACACAGAAGCUGCAUCGAGUAAUCUGCAGGUAUCACGAGAAACAACUGGUCUAAUGAUGGAGGAGUCAGAAGCUGGGCAGACAUCAAUCUCUUCUGAAUUCAUUGGUGAGGAAAGUAUGGACGAAGAUGUCAAGGAUGCAGUUUCUUCUCAAGCCAUAAAAAGAAUCGUGGACGUUCAGGAGAAACCAAGAUUUGUUCCUCCACCUGGUACUGGACAAAGAAUUUAUGAAAUUGAUCCAUCUUUAAAUGGUUAUAGAGGACAUCUUGAUUAUCGAUAUGACCAGUACAAGAAAAUGCGUGAGACGAUUGAUCAGUAUGAAGGUGGUUUGGAUGCAUUUUCCCGUGGCUACGAAAAAUUUGGUUUUCAGCGAAGUGCCAAUGGCAUCACUUAUCGGGAGUGGGCACCUGGAGCAAAGUGGGCGACCCUCAUAGGAGAUUUUAACAAUUGGAACCCCAAUGCAGAUGUAAUGACUCGGAAGGAGUAUGGCGUUUGGGAGGUCUUUCUACCUAAUAAUGCAGAUGGCUCACCACCUAUUCCUCAUGGUUCACGUGUAAAGAUACGCAUGGAUACUCCAUCCGGCAUCAAAGAUUCCAUUCCUGCCUGGAUCAAAUUUUCUGUACAAGCCCCAGGUGAAAUACCAUACAAUGGAAUAUACUAUGAUCCACCUGAAGAGGAUAAGUAUGUCUUCCAACAUGCUCAACCAAAAGCUCCAAAAUCAUUGCGCAUUUAUGAGUCACAUGUUGGAAUGAGUAGUCCGGAGCCAAAGAUAAACACAUAUGCUAGCUUUAGGGAUGAUGUGCUGCCUCGAAUCCAAAGGCUUGGUUAUAAUGCUGUUCAAAUAAUGGCCAUCCAGGAGCACUCAUAUUAUGGAAGCUUUGGGUACCAUGUCACAAACUUUUUCGCUCCCAGCAGUCGUUUUGGAACCCCAGAUGAGCUCAAGUCCUUGAUUGACAGAGCUCAUGAGCUUGGUCUUCUUGUUCUCAUGGAUAUUGUUCACAGUCAUGCGUCAAACAAUGUGCUUGAUGGACUGAAUCAGUUUGAUGGUACUGAUUCACAUUAUUUCCAUUCUGGCUCACGUGGUCAUCAUUGGAUGUGGGAUUCCCGCCUUUUUAACUAUGGAAGUUGGGAAGUUGUAAGAUUUCUAUUAUCCAAUGCGAGAUGGUGGCUGGAGGAGUACAAGUUUGAUGGGUUUAGAUUUGAUGGUGUGACCUCAAUGAUGUACACUCAUCAUGGACUUGCGGUAGGUUUUACUGGGAGUUACAAUGAAUACUUUGGAUAUGCUACUGAUAUGGAUGCAAUGGUUUACUUGAUGCUGGUAAAUGACAUGAUCCAUGGGCUUUAUCCAGAGGCUGUUGCUAUUGGUGAAGAUGUUAGUGGAAUGCCAACUUUCUGCAUCCCUGUACAAGAUGGUGGUGUCGGAUUUGACUAUCGCCUUCAUAUGGCUAUUCCAGAUAAAUGGAUUGAGAUUAUGAAGUUAAAGGAUGAAGACUGGAAGAUGGGUGAUAUUGUUCACACUCUCACUAACAGGAGGUGGUUAGAGAAAUGUGUGGCUUAUGCUGAAAGCCAUGACCAAGCUCUUGUUGGUGAUAAGACGAUUGCAUUCUGGUUAAUGGACAAGGAUAUGUAUGAUUUUAUGGCACUGGAUUUACCGUCAACUCCCAGGAUAGAUCGUGGAAUAGCUCUGCACAAAAUGAUUAGAUUAAUCACAAUGGGUUUAGGUGGUGAAGGAUAUCUAAACUUUAUGGGAAAUGAAUUUGGGCAUCCAGAAUGGAUAGAUUUUCCAAGAGGAGAUCAACGACUUCCAAACGGGAAGGUGAUUUCAGGGAACAAUUACAGUUACGAUAAGUGCCGUCGUAGAUUUGAUCUAGGAGACGCAGAGUAUCUCAGGUAUCGGGGAAUGCAAGAAUUUGAUCAAGCAAUGCAACAUCUCGAGGAGGAAUAUGGUUUCAUGACAUCAGACCACCAAUAUAUUUCACGGAAAGAUGAACGGGAUAAGAUUAUUGUUUUUGAACGAGGUGACAUGGUAUUUGUUUUCAAUUUUCAUUGGACUAACAGCUAUUUCGACUACCGGGUUGGUUGCUUAAAGCCUGGAAAAUACAAGGUGGUUUUGGAUUCUGAUGAUAAACUGUUUGGGGGAUUCAAUCGAAUUGAUCAUACCGCAGAGUACUUCAGCACUGAUGGUUUGUAUGACAACAGGCCUUUCUCUUUCUCAGUGUAUGCACCAAGUAGAACCGCAGUUGUUUAUGCUCUCUCUGAGGACUGAUGAUGAUUGUUGAAGUCACGAAAAUGCUCAAGAGAUGGCAAAUGAGAGGCUGGUUGGUUUCAUCGGUCUCAAAAUCCAAGCUGCUGAAAUGAAAAAUAAAAAAUGCAAUUGCAGCUAAUGCUUUUGAUCAUUUUCUGCCUGCAUUGGAAGCUCUAAUUACAUGCUAAUUCUGAUUAUCAAGUAGCCACCAUUUCGGAUAGAUAAUUUAAAACUUCAACGGUAGGGCUGGCCGAGAUCCUUCUCUCAGCAUCGGUAUGCUCUAUUGCUUUGUGACUCUGUCAGCUUAAAAUAAGUAGUUGCGGAUGCCUUGGCAUUAUGUAUAUGCCAUCCUUGUGUUCUGUUUUGUUUGCCGUCUGCUAUGAUUCCGUUGUCUGCUAGAUUGCAGUUUCUCUUUUGCUUUCAACAUGUACAAAGCUCAACAAGCAGGCGGUUCAAUAAGCUACAAUAAAUUACUUGCUCUCCAAGAUUGAAUGCAUGGUCGACUCUCAAA